UCUAAAAAUACUCGAAUGAAGCCUUAAAAUAUAAGUUUAUUAUUCAGUCUUCAACAGCAGAGUGAAUAGGAUUAUAAUGGCAUACGCACUGAAAACUGAUGAUUCUGCCUCAAGAAAAGUAAUAGUUAAGAAUCUUUCGCCUAUCACAAAGCAGGAAGACAUUAUCAUUCACUUUCAAAGAAGAGGCAAUGGAGGAGGAGAAGUCGACUCUGUUCACAUGUUGAACGAACGAGCCGCAAUUGUCACAUUCGAAAAAUCAACAGGUAAGUUUGAACUAUGGUUUUCUUCAUACUCUGCAUAAUGUAGUUCCGUGCUAUUGCCAUUCACCUUCAAGUUUGUUUUCAGUUCGCGCGAUGCAGUAUUAACUUAGUUUAAAUUAAGCGGAUAUGUACCUGGCACAUUAAAUAAAUGGGAAGUAUAGUGUACUAGAGUGCAUUAUAUAGUUCGUCAGCUGUUUCGCAAACAUUUUUUUCAACAUACGUAGAUAUCGUUAUGCCUUUGCUAAGGAAAAAAAAGGAAAGAUAAAUAAACCUUUCUUCUACAAUACAAAUGCCUAGAUAACUUUAAACGGACUCCGUUCCGGGUGACAAAGUUAAUAUCAAAAUCGGAGUGUUCUAGAAGAUCAGUGAAAUCAUGAAUUUCCAAAAGUAUAAGGUGUACAAACCCACUUCUUUUUAUUUCCAUAGCAUUCAAAUACGGUCUUUUCUGUUCUGAUUUAAAUUGAAACUAAUCGAAUAUAGAGACUACGACAGUGCGGAACAGCCUGCGCGCACGACUGGUUUCCGAAAUAUUGCGGAAAGUGAAAAUGAAAGUGGCUGUUUUUUUUUUCCAAAUGUCUUGUUUUCAAAUAAAAUGCAUACGUGGGGCCUCACAGGGUGAAAAUUCCGAGCAGAGGUGCAGUAUUUCAUUGCCUUGUAUUUGUUCAACGGAUUUGUAGUUUACUUUGGGAAGACUUGAUUUUCGUGAGUCCGUUAAUCAGAAUGACCUAAAGUUAGUUAAUUACCCAUGUUAUACUACUACAUGAGAAAUUUCUGCAAUUUGAUUGGCUUAGAGCAGUGGUAUUUCAGCUUAAUUUGAAAUACCUAAAUGUGACAUUAAAAAUCUUUUGAUGGUAGUGGUAUAAACAAAUAAUAGCAUGAUUUGUAGGCUGUGUAUAAAAGUGGGACGGGGACAAGGGGACGGGGACAUCGGGACGCGUGUGUGGGGACUUGGGACUUGGGGACGCGAGACGAGGGACUUGAGGGCAUCAAGUAUGGGACCCGGGGACGUGUGGGACGGGGACGCGGGGACGUCAAAUACAGGGACGCAGGGGACGCGGGAUGUGAAUAAUUGUUGCAAAAGUCGGAGGUAAAUGCGAUAUCAGUCACUUUGGUGAAGGCAACCCACCCUGCCCUCCUUACAGUGUCCUUAGGGUUCCUCCAUGCCUGUUUACGAAGCGAAGACUCGGCGAGGACCCCCUGCAUUGAAGAAAGUGAAACCGUUGUCCUGGACUUCUUGCUGAAGGAAUAUUGGAGGCCAAAGAAGGGUAGGGUGGGUUGCGGUCGCCAAGAUUUAUGUAGAGUAACAGCAUUCGAUUCCAAAUAAAUUUGAAAUUAUAAAGAAAUAUUUUGUGUAAGCAUCAUAAGGGGUCCAAUGGGGUUUUGGAAGAUGGAAUCUAAUGUUGACAAUAAAUAACACAGAGAUAUCGCAUUUACCUCCGACGUUUGCAAUAAUUAUUCACAUCCCGCGUCCCCUGCGUCCCUGUAUUUGACGUCCCCGCGUCACCGUCCCACACGUCCCCGCGUCCCACACUUGAUGUCCUCAAGUCCCUCGUCUCGCGUCCCUAAGUCCCAAGUCCCCACACACGCGUCCCGAUGUCCCCGUCCCCUUGUCCCCGUCCCAGUUUUAUACACAGCCUGAUUUGUACGUGAUAUUUGGCAUCAAUACCACUCGUGAUAUUUCAAAAUUGUCCAAAUUUCACUCGCCUAAAAAAUUACGCAUAGAAAUUUCGAAAUAUCACUCGUGGUAUUUACGCCAAAUAUCACUAACAUCAUGCCAUUACCUAUACAAAUUAAAAUGAAAUAUAUCAAGCCACAAGCUACUUAAGUACUUAACGGUGCGGUAUGGGGGUUCUGUAACAUGGGAAAGGGCCCUUAAUAACUACAGUAGAACCCGGUUGGGUAACUGGAACUCUGAGGGGAAACGAAAAACAGUUCGAGUUGGCGGGGAGUUCGAGUUUUCAGUGUAAACUUCAGUGAAAGUUUUAUCAAUGGAAAGGAAAUUUAGUUCGAGUUAGCUGGGAAUUCGAGUUAUCUGAGUUCGAGAAAUCGAGUAUCUACUGUACUUCUGGCACCGAGCCUUACAAUGGAAUAACAAGCUAUCGUGGUAAGCACGGUUAAUUUCUGUUGCAGUCCCCCAGACAACUUGAUGGGUUCCAUGAGUAGAACCGACCGCCACAGUUUGUCGGUACCACGUUAUUUAAUUAUUCCUCGAGCCCGAAUGGGCUCUGAGUCAAUAGCCCAUGCUAGUUAAAGCUAGACUUUAACCCUUUUUUGCCACCAAAAAGCCCGCGCUUUUCGCUACUAGUGGGCUAUAACAUAUAGCCUAGUAGUAGCUCAACCAAUCAGAACGCAGGGUUAGGAUUAGGAUUAGGGUUAGGGUUAAUGGUUAGGGUUAGGGUUAGACCACUUAUAAUAGACCACUAGUUAGAUUUUACUAAAUAUGCUUAGUGGAUAAGCGCAUGUGCUUGGUGGGCACAUAUCAAGUACAGUAGAAACAAUAACAAGAUACACGGUUAAAACAAAAUAGUGAUCACUUCAGCUAUAAAUUCGCUGAAGACGGUGCACUCUACACAGUGUAGCUUUUAUCUUGGCGUUGUAUUUACUUCUCUGUUCAAUCUGUUUAAUAGCCCUAACCACGUUUAUUCCUUUCUCAACAGUUGCCGAGUCCGUUUUAAAGAGGCAGCAUGAGAUACACGGCUCCCUGGUUACCGUUAAGUUGUAUAGACCAAUGCCAGAUCAGGUAAUCGAAAUCAAUCCUGAACUUCACGAAAUAACUUUUAUUUCUGUAGACGUGUCUUGCUACGAUCGAUUUUUACCGGCUCUUUUUUUAAAGAUUAUUUGCCAUAGACAGCGCUAGACCAACACUAGAGUGACCUCGGCCAGUUUAGCCAUACCUAUUUGCUUCUCAGCCGUAAUCACUUUUGUCCAAUUUCAUAGGUUUUUGGUAGAGUGUCUGGUCGCAUUGAUCCUAACACCUUAAAUGCAAGUAAUCACUCAAUGAAAACCAUUCUUCAACAAAUUCAGGACGAAACAAAGGUCGAGUGGAAACAAAUAUUUGAUGGAUUCGUCGUCUCUGGUACCUUCGAUCAAAUUAAAGCUGUCAACGAGUUGGUGAAGAACAAACUGACAGAAAAGAAGCAUGGAAAGAACGUUUUUUCUCCAAGCCUUUCUAGACAUGUCAGUAGUUGUGACAAGGCUUCACCUGCUCCACCAGUUAUGACACCUUCGACAGAGACGUUUCGAAAAACGAGAGAUCAGAGUUACGAAACGACCAGCACAAGCUCAAGUCAAGUAGACAACCAGUCAUCUGCCAACGAGCUGAUGCCAGAGACUCAAGUAAUUGACGCCUGUGUACAAAGCAGUCAACUAUCUUUGAAUCCGGACGAUGUUCUCCAAUCCGUGCUGGAAAAGUAUCAUAGCAAUGAACCUCAAACAUUCAAGAAAGUGAAGACUGAUGCCAGUGAUAAAUACAGUUCAUUAAAUGGUUUCCCAACUUCUGAGGUUGUGACAGAUUCCGGUGUCGUCUUCUCUGAUGCAAACGUGCCUAUGAAGAAGACCGCCAAGAAAACACAGCAAGAAGAAAAAAGAAAGAAACAUUGUCGGCCAACAACGUCCGGGACAUCCAGUGAACAAAUUAAAGGAAAAAAGGAUGUCAGCAUUACCUCGCAACUGGAUGAUGAAAUUGCUGAAGAACGCAAAUCUUAUGCUUGUGACUUGCAGGCUAAGGAAGAAGAGAUUCAUGCCAUCAAGACAGAAAACGAGUCAGAUUCCACUCCACCUGUUGGCAUGGAAGAAAAUGCUAAACAAUCCCAAACUUUGGAACGUAAUACCACGUCUAAUGUCAUCUCAAACACGAAUCAAGAACUUGGUGUCACAGGAAAAGGCACAUACAUGUUUGACACAGUGACAGGUCUCAGAGUUUGGUUGACAAAAGGAGAUAUAACCAGUCAGCAAGAUGACAUUCUCCUCAGCCCUAUCGACCCUUCACUUUCAUUAAAAAGUGAUUUUUUAAAACGGAUAUUUAGGAAAGGAGGCGAAGCAAUCAAACAAGAAUACCUACAUAAGAAAGAUUCCCAUGCUCAUCAACACGAUCCAGUCAUCACGGGUGGUGGUAACUUGCCCUGCCGAGCAAUCGUGUUUGCCGUACUUCCACUGUGGAAUAACGAAGUGCAGGACAAAAAGAAACGAAAGCAACAGAUACAUAGACACCUAAAGGAAGCUAUAAUACGUGCUUCAGCAUGCGGGCACAAGUCAAUGGCACUUCCUCUGUUACGACAAGACGGAAAUGACAUCCAGGAUUCAGCAGAAAUUAUCGUUCGCGUUAUUGCAUCGUUCGGAAAGAAUAUUGAUCCAAUGCACAGUGGCAUUAAUGAAUUCCGUAUAGUUUGCAAGGAUGAGGCAUCUCUCGCUGUAGUUCUUAACGAAUUCUCUUCAUUUUCGUUUCACCCCGGACAGCUAUUCUUUGUGAAUCGUUCGUCGAGCAUUAAUAACCUUGUCCAAGCAGAGGAAACUGAUAUUACGUUAGCGUCCCAGAAUUCUCAACGAAACAAACCUGAAAUGCAUGAUUUAUCCUCAGAGAAAGUAAGUUCUAUGGAUCCAGACAAGGAGGCGUCGUCACGAAAUGAAACUUCCACUAACAAAACUACUGUGGAUCACAUAGACGAGCCCCAAGCUCCUUCUAAAUCUUCAGAAGUGACAGUCGGAAAGGAGAAAGGUCCCCCUUUACCAUCCAUCUCUCCUUCCUGUCAAGUUGAUAGCGCUUCACAUCAGAACCAUAUCGACUGGGAUACUAAGCAUGAAGCUGAAGAGGACGGUAGCCCAAGUGACGUGAAGCAUGGUAAAGAACUGACGAUUGGCAAUGUGCCAAGUAGCUGUGGAAGGUACACCACAUCGCAUGUUGCCUCAAAUGGUAACCACCAACGUGUCAUUAUUACAGACACAGGCUUUCGAAAGUUUGAUACAGUAACAGGUCUCAAAGUUGUUUUGGUCAAAGGAGAUAUAACCAGUCAGAAAGUUGAUGUUCUCGUCAGCCCUAUUGACUCUUCAUUUUCUUUCAAAAGUGAUCUUUUGAAACGGAUUCUUGAGGAAGGUGGGCAAGCGAUCAAGCGCGAAUAUCUAAGCAUUAAAGGAACUAAUGCCCCUUCACAAGAUCCUGUCAUCAUUGGUGGUGGUGAUUUGCCUUGCCGAGCUCUCCUGUUUGCCUUUCUUCCGCAGUGGAAUAACGAAAUUGAGGACAAACAGAAAUGCAAAAAACAGAUACAUAGACGCCUAAAGGAAGCUAUAAUGCUUGCUUCAGGAUACAGGCACAAGUCAGUUGCUCUUCCUCUAUUAGGACAAGACUAUAAUGACAUCCCAGUCGAAGUUUCCGCAGAAGUGAUAGUCUGCGUCAUUGCAUCGUUUGGAAAAAGCCUAGGUCCAAUGCAUAGUGGUAUUAAUGAAUUCCGUAUAGUUUGCGAGGAUGAGGCAUCUUUUGCAGCAGUUGUUAACCAGAUCUCUUCAUUUUCAUUUCCCUCCGGCGGACAGCCAUUUUUCGUGAGUCGUCCGUCAAACAGUAUUAACCUUGCACACGCGGAGGAAACUGCACGAAACGAGGCUUCAAUAGACAAAAUGUCCGUAACAAAAGUAAUUUCUGUAAAUCAUGACCAGGAGGCGCUAAGAAUAACUGAGUUUUGUCCUAAGGAAAACACCGUUGAUCAGGUAGACGAGGUCCAUGUAGUUUCACAAGCCUCCGCCUCUAAGUCUUCAGAAGUGACAGGUGAAAAAGAGGCAGUUCCCUCUGGUUAUCCUUCGUCAUUUAUCCAUUCUUCCCGUCAAUGUCACAGCACUUCACAUCCGAACCACGAAUCUAAAGAGGAUGGAACCCCAAACGACGAGAAACAAGUUAAUGAGAUGACGAUUUGUCAUGUUCCAAGUAGCUCUGUUGAUUGCGUCGAGAUCUCCGUGACACGAGCAUCUGAGAUACAGCAAGUGACUUCUGUUACUCAACGUGUUCAAGAGAAAAUCAAAAGCAUUACUCUUCAGGAUCAGCCACACCUAGAUUUUGUCGCAGACCACGCCCUGAAUUUGAGGGAAAAGGAAAUGAGUACAGGAAUUAGUAAGAUCGAGGAGAUAACCGUGGGUACUGCAGUAACCCAGGAAGUGACAGUGGUUGAUGGAGAUCCUCAACUCAAGAGUUCUCUGCCGGGGAGAAGUCAAGGUGAAAGGACUCAAGAGACCGAAAACAAUCGCAGUCUCAGCUCCACCAAAUUUAAAGACAAUAUUACAGACGCGAAGAUUCAAGCACUGGAUGAAAACUCACAGGAAGAGUCUGCAAGUAGCUUCCAUAUUCAACCAAAAGUCACAAAAAAGAGCAUGGUCCUUUAUAAGAAGGUCAAUCAAACUGAAGAGGGCAACAACUCGGGGGAGAAAAAUCGUUCCAAGAAAGGGAAAACGGUAUAUACUCCAUCGCGACCAAUUCCUGGAAGAGGAGUUAAAGAAUUGAAAGAAAAAGGAGAUCUAGUUUGGAAAGACGAAUGCUUUGAAAGAAAGAAGGGCGACCAAAAGCUGAAUGGUGAAGUUCCUGACGGGGAGUUAAAUGGUAAUAUAUCUAAAGAUAACAAUGUUUUUUUUAAUAUGUAACAAUAUUUAUUCAGCGCUUUCGUCUUCUAACACAGUCUUAUCAAGCAGUGGUGUUAUUUGUUGAAUGCACCAUAUCUAAAACAAUUACAGCAACUUAAGUACUUUACAGCUUACCUUUCAGUAACAUUGGUUCUCAGUAGUGUACUUUACAUCUUUGUCUUUUCAGAGCAACAAGUUACCAUUCUUUGUGCCCUUUGCCAGGACUCAGUCGACCACCCAGAACUUACAGAUCCAAACACUUGCAUGAAGCACAAGUUUUGCGACGAUUGUAUCAUCAAGGCUUUCACUUUCAGUAACAUUUGUCCUGCCUGCUUGGAUACAGUUGGCUUAAUCACUAGCAAAAAACAGAAGGUUAGCCAAAACCAAGGUACGUUUUCCCCCAGUUCUCGGAUAGCCCAUCUCUCUCGUCGCCCUGCCGGCUUUUACAUUCUCCUAAGAAAGCCUGCAGGACAUUCUCUCAAAAGAACAGAUUGAACCCGAAAAACGAGCACCUACGUUCAAAUGUUUUUUUUGAAAGCUUAAUUGUACGUUAUCAGGAGACAAUAAGCUAGCUCAUUCCUCUUGGCGUUAUAUGAUAUUAGCUACAUUAAGAAUGAAUUUGGCGACUUUUAUGUCGAUGUGUUCGCAAGUUGCUGAUAGCCCCAUAGCUUUAUAAAUCUACCCAUGCUAGAAAAUUUGGUAAUCACGAGACCGUACACCGAGCGACCGAGCGACCGUCCGUCCGCACCACAGGCAUUUCAAUGUAAAAUAACUCAAUCAACAGGUAUGGCAACCCAAAUGCAACUCGAGGUUAUUUUGGCAGGAAAUUGCAUCACCACCGGCGUCUUGUAAAGCAGAGACAACUUAAGAGUCAAUAACGACGAAAACGGAAAGCGGAGAUUGUUUCUGUAUCCCGUGGUGUGUAAAGUAUUAAGCUUAAUAGAUCAAUUGUCAUGUCCACAAAUUUGGAAUAUAGAGCUGAAAGACAGGGAAAAAGAGAAAGUAGGCGGCAGGCCAGCGAAGCUCAACGAGAAAAAAAAAACAAAGGAGAUACAUUUUUUGUUGGAAGAACAACGUGAAAACUUUGUAGCGGCGGUGACAAAAUGAGAAAUGCUAGCGGCACCAAUGCAAGGUGAAAAUGAGCGGCAGUGAAAAAAAAAGUGAACGAGAACACGUACGACAUUUCCUCAAAAAAACGUGUAACAAAGAAGUUUCUGGAAGUUUCACAUUGUAGUCGUGCAAAACGACGGCAAAGAAAUGUACAAAAAAAGUGUGCUGAACGUGCAAAGUUUCUUUUUUGCUAAUUAGAACUAUUGUUGGUUUUCACCGUUCUCCGGCGUUGCCUUCGCCGCUUAGCAUUACACUAUUCUAUAUUUUGUUUGGACAAACUUUAAAUACUACCGACAGCUUCACUUGUAGUCUGGGCUAAAAGUUGUCCUCGUUUUUUUUUUAAAUUUACUUUAUACUCCUGUACUUUCUUAUUUUCAAUCUUCAGAUCUGACUCAUUCAUCGAUUAAAGGUUCAAGUUACCACCUCAACAAAGUUGAUAAGCGCUGCUGGACAGGAACCGCAAACUCCUUUCCAGCAAAUCAACCCCCGGGAGAAAUUAUUUGGAAAAAAUACCAAACCAGUCUUCCUGGAUUUGAAGGGCAUGACACCAUUGCCGUAAAGUUCACUUUCUAUGAUGGUGUCCAAGGUUUGGAUCAUCCCAAUCCCGGGAUGCCUUUCAAGGGGACACAAUGUAUAGCUUACCUACCAGAAACAUCGGAGGGAAAGGAAGUUCUGAAACUGCUACGCAAAGCCUUUGCUGCCUGCCUUCUCUUUACUAUCUCUUGUUCGUCCCCAGAAGGAAUUGGAAAUGUUUCAGUAAAUGAUAUUGAGCUUAAGACGUCGUUGGAGAGACAUUCAAGGUAA
Molecule: messenger RNA, 8771 nt
Organism: Porites evermanni
Lineage: Eukaryota; Metazoa; Cnidaria; Anthozoa; Scleractinia; Poritidae
Source: the annotation of a GenBank genome assembly